This is a messenger RNA of Glycine soja, 1570 nucleotides long. Its product is annotated as transcription factor MYB41-like. The record is from RefSeq and is a predicted model, not a curated record. The transcript is spliced from 3 exons. Bases 236 to 1294 code for a protein of 352 amino acids. Lineage: Eukaryota; Viridiplantae; Streptophyta; Magnoliopsida; Fabales; Fabaceae.
CUCAAAUUCAAAGAAGAAAAAAAAAUUAAACCUAAUAGAAAAAACAAUAAUAAUGAUGACAUCAUUUGUUGAAUCUGCACAUCCCUCUGCACCUAUAAAACCAAAUAUUACGAGCAAUUAACCUACUCUAUACGGUCCUAAAACUUAGCUUUUCCUCAAGAGCAUAUAUACACCUGCUAAUAACUGUUAACACUAUUCUUUGCCUUGGAAAAUAUAUUCGUUGUGCCAGUGCAUUAUGGGAAGGUCACCGUGUUGUGAGGAGAGUAGUAGUGUAAAGAAAGGGCCAUGGACGCCAGAAGAAGAUGAGAAGCUGAUUGAUUAUAUCAGCAAACAUGGCCAUGGCAGCUGGAGAACACUUCCAAAGCGUGCUGGUCUCAAUAGGUGUGGCAAAAGCUGCAGAUUAAGGUGGACAAACUAUCUGAGGCCUGAUAUCAAGAGAGGCAAGUUCAGUGAAGAUGAUGAGAGGAUUAUCAUCAACUUUCAUUCAGUUCUCGGAAACAAGUGGUCGAAGAUUGCAGCACAUCUGCCAGGAAGAACUGAUAAUGAGAUAAAGAAUUAUUGGAACACUCACAUAAGGAAAAAGCUUCUGAAGAUGGGUAUUGAUCCAGAAACUCACAAGCCAAGGACAGACUUGAAUCACCUCAUGAGUCUUUCUCAGUUGCUUGGCAUGUCAAACUUGAGCAGUGCCAUUAGCACUGCUUGGGGCAAUAAGCCUCUAGGUUUACAGCCAGAUAUCACUCAGCUAGCCAAAAUACAACUUGUGCAAAAUCUUUUGCAACUUAUCAACAACAAUUCAUUUGUUAACAUUGGAAAUAAUAACCCUUACCUCUUAUCCAAUCCCAACCUCAACCCUUUAUUUCUGAAUGGCAUAAACCCCCUCCAAACUAAUAAGGAGCCUCAUGUGGUGUUGAGUGGUAGUGAAGAAUAUGCUAACCCUGGUUUAUACUCUCAAGCACAAAGCCAGUGCUCUCAGCAUGAUGUUUCAAAAUCAUUGGCAGAUUUAGAUGGUGGAUCUAUUCCACAAGAUUACAACAAAAUUAACAGCACUACUACUUCACGUGAAAAUCUAGCAGAAAAUCCACCUCUUCCUGCAUUAGUUGCAUUCCCUCCAAAGAUGGGAACCUUCAACCAAAUGGACAGUGGCUGUAAUAUAGCUGCUCAAACGUCAACAGAGUCACCUUCCAACACAAUCUUUGAUGAUUGGGAGAAGUUGCUUGACGAUGAAACAAGCGGUUCCUAUUGGAAAGAGAUUCUAGACUUGACAUCCACUUCUGCGUCACCAAUUUUGUGGUAGAAGAAUCAUCGGUUCUCUUUCAGGAUAAUCCCAUCAACUUAUGGAUAUAGAUCACGUACCAAAGAAAUGCGUAGUUUUAUUCAUUCAUGGUUUUUAAUUCAUUGUUUAGAUUCAUUUCUAUUUUUAUACAUGGAUACAAAACACAUACUAUGAAAGAUACACUCGUACAUGCAUAUUUAUAUAUUUAGUUUUAUGUAUUUCUAGAAACAGACUUGUACUUCACAAGAUUUGGUUCUAUUUUCUCAAUAAAACAUCUUUUGUAGUUACAAUUCAAAA